AUGCUUUUUACAAUCCUUCUUUUCGCUUUUGGACAAGCUGAACUGAUCGACUUGAACAUCAAAAAAGUAGACAAAAAGUCAUUUGUCCUUAACACACAUUACAACGAAAUCACAACACAGAGAUAUAACCUUUUUCUCCAUUACUUAUACCCCAAUGCAAAAGACAACGAAUAUAAAUUGGAGACGUAUCUUGGAGACAAGGUGAACGCUUCCACUACUUUGUCAUUCAGCAACUCUGCGACCUUCCGCCCGGAGAUAUUUUGUAUUCGUGAGUCAGUGAUGCUCUUGAACGAAGGCAACUUCUAUGAAAUCGAAGCUUCGACUGGUCAAGUCCAGCGGACGACGCCGAAUUUCAGUGAUAUGGGAAGUCCAUUUUUGUUCCAAAAGAAGAACUUUACUGAAGUGAAUGACAAAGAGUUUGUCAUAGUAUGCAAAGAUAAGAAAUUGAAAGUCGCUGCAGUUGGCGGGUCAGUCUCUGAAAUUGACCAAACGAACAAAACGGAGUGUGGCGAGUUUCUUGUUGGAGGUGAUGAGUACGCUGCGACCAAAAUUGGGAGUAAAGUGUUCUUACUAGUGAUCGACAAGGAAGGCCAAAAUGGCGUUGUUAAAGAAAUUAAAUUUGCGACGAACGUCUCGACGUCGGAGACCUUUGCGACAGACAAGAUGGCGUCGAAUUUGCACAACACAUUGUACCUUCAGAUUUCUGAUCGAAAUCAGAUCAUCGCGAUCGACAAAGAGACUAAUUACGAGAAGGAGAGUUAUUUGAAUGUGCCGUUUUAUAGUAAAGGGACGUCCAAAUUUUAUAAUGCAAAGCGCGCAGAAAAUAUAGCGACAUAUGGCUCGAUGGUUAUUAUUGGGGCAUUUACCUAUAAAAAUAACACGGGGAAAGUCUUUGUAUAUUUUGAUAACAUUUUAUCCGGCUUUUCUCCACGUUUUGAAUUGGUCGACUCAAAAGAGGGGAAAAGUGUCGAGCAAUACUUUGGGUAUACUGUCACCGUCACACAUAAAAGGUUCUAUGCUGGAGGGUAUGCCUCUUAUGAUACAACAACUGGCAAAGUCGUUUCAUCGGAUGUUGUAUUUGAGUCAAAGAACAUCACAACGGUGUGUAUUGAUCGAACGUGUGAAUGCAUUCACGACUCUUAUUAUGAUGAAAAGACUAAGAAGUGCUAUAAGAAAUUUUUUAAGAGUAAAACGGGGAUUAUAGUGAGUUGUGUCUUAAUUUCACUCUUCUUGAUAUUAAUAGGAGCUAUUAUUGUAGUAUUACUCCUUUGGUACUUCAAGAAACCGACAACGAAAAAGGACGAAAAGACCGAAAUCUACACGUUGAAUGGACAGGAAAUCGCGUUUGUCCCCGUCGACCAAUUUCCUUUCCAAAUUGAUGUCGCUCAGUUGACCUUUGGCUCGGAAAAUGGAGUCCUUGAAGUCAGAAAAUCGUACGAACAAAAGGUCCAGUUGCGUAAUAAAACAAACAAAAAGCUGAAGUAUAAAGUAGAAGCACCAGAAACUCAUCGAAUGAAAAUUACGAUUAAACAUGGUGUCGACGAAGUCGAGAAGUCAUAUUAUGUCUUCUUCUUAGUCGACAUUGAAAUCCUCUGCACGUGUAAACCAGACGAAUUUUUAAUGAUCACGUCGACUGAUUCUAAAGGAACUACUUUACACACAAAAUUACAAUUCAACUUCUCAACAAAUGUUUCACCGUAUGUGGAUUAUACUGAGUUAAAGAAUGAAGGGUAUUUGAAUCAAGGAGCCUUUGGGAGUGUCUACAAAUCGACCUAUUUGGGGUUGACCGUCGCAGUGAAAGAAGUCAAAGAAGCUAUGGUAGAGUCUGAGAAAGAGGCGUUUGACCAAGAGGUUGCUAUAUACUCCUCUAUUAGAAAUGGAUAUGUUGUCCAAUUCUUAGGGAGUUCUGAUGUUCCCCGACACACUCUAAUGGUGAUGGAAUUUGCUCCCUAUGGUUCAGUCAAUGAUAUGUACAUGAAAGACGAGUUUUCUGAAUUAUUGGCAUAUAAGUGUCUGACGAAUUGUGCUUCUGGAAUGCGAUUCUUGCACUCUUCACAUAUCAUGCACAGAGACUUGAAACCACAUAACCUUCUUCUCUUCUCAACUUCACCCAAAGUUGCUAUCGCAGCAAAGAUAUCAGACUUUGGAACAUCUCGUGAUGUCAUUUCUAUCAAGCAAAGUGCGAUGAUGACAAAUGCGGUCGGAACGCCUGCCUAUAUGGCACCUGAAAUGGUGUCUGGAGGGAAUUACAGUUACUCUGUAGAUGUCUAUUCAUUUGCUAUUAUUAUGUUUGAAUUGCUGGCUAAACACCCCGCCUAUGACAAUACAGAAUUGUUCCAGUUCUCAUGGAACAUCUCCCAAUUUGUGACAUCGGGAAAAAGACUUGGGAUACCAACGACAUUCAACCAUGAACUUGCGGAUUUGAUUGCAAAAUGUUGGGACCAAGACCCUAAUAAGCGUCCAACCUUUGAAGUCAUCGACGAAUUCCUUCUGAAGUUCUUCGAUGAGCAACUGCAGAAGCACAAAAGCACCAAAUUCGCGAACGAACAACAUAUCCCAACGGUUGAAGUAACUGAUACUAAUGAAGAUGGUAUCAUCAAAGAUGCCAAUCCAACACCAGAGAGUAACAGCAAGGUUGUGUCGCUUUUAGCUCAAGAUAUGUUCUAA
Entamoeba invadens IP1 is the source of this 2667-nucleotide messenger RNA. Its product is annotated as serine-threonine protein kinase, putative. The transcript has 4 exons. Gene Ontology annotation, molecular function: protein kinase activity; ATP binding. NCBI's taxonomy places the organism in Eukaryota, Evosea, Mastigamoebida, Endamoebidae. Bases 1 to 2667 code for a protein of 888 amino acids. Gene Ontology annotation, biological process: protein phosphorylation. The record is from RefSeq and is a predicted model, not a curated record.